Molecule: messenger RNA, 2010 nt
Organism: Malus domestica (apple)
Lineage: Eukaryota; Viridiplantae; Streptophyta; Magnoliopsida; Rosales; Rosaceae
Product: probable serine/threonine-protein kinase PBL26
Biological process (GO): protein phosphorylation
Molecular function (GO): protein kinase activity; ATP binding
Source: RefSeq, a predicted model, not a curated record
CACCAAAAGAUAUGUAAUUAACCUAUUUUUGGUUUCUUGCUGACCUACACUUUCACCAUUUUUUCCGGGAAAUCGUAACGACGGUUUUUCUUUUGCAUGCCUGGAAGUUUGUUGAUUCUGUUAGUUUCUUGAUGGUUUCAGUUUUCUGGUAGUUGCUCUAGGGAUUCAAACAUGGUUGUACUCAAAAUCUUGUUUUUUCAGUUUCAUGGUUAUAACCCCCUCUUCCCUUUCCAUGCAUUCCAAUUAGAUUCAUGACACACUUCUUUUGAGCCUACCCAGCAUUCCGUAUCCUCAUCGAGUUGUGAGAAUUCCUUUCGUUUUUCGGGAGAUCUUCGUAAUCAACUUUUUAUCUGCAGUUGAUCAUAUCGAAAAGUUUGGGAUUGAAUGCAACAUUGCAUGGAUCAUAAACUGAGAUUUUUUAAUUUGCAAGGACUUCUUAUAUAGAUUUCAAGCGAUUAUAUUGCGCGUGAGAUGAGUUGCUUUUCUUGCUUUUCAUCCCAUGAAAAGAAAUCAUCUAACACAAGAUCAAAUAGUGGGAGGAGAGCACAAUUGCCUACCACUGUUUCUCAGAAGGAACACAAUGUUCCACCAGCACAACAGCCUUGGCCGCCCCCAGCUGAAGUUCCUAAACCAAAACCUACACCACCAGCUGAGAAUCCAGCAGCCAAUGCCCAUAAUGUCAACAAAGAACCCGUAAACCACAACAACAUUGCUGCGCAAACUUUCACAUUCCGGGAAUUAGCGACAGCGACGAAGAACUUCAGGCAAGAAUGCCUCAUUGGAGAGGGCGGAUUUGGAAGAGUUUACAAGGGAAAACUUGACAAAAUAGAACAGGUUGUGGCUGUGAAGCAACUUGACAGGAAUGGCUUGCAAGGAAACCGAGAGUUUCUUGUCGAGGUGUUGAUGUUGAGCCUCUUACACCACGAAAAUUUAGUAAAUCUUAUCGGAUAUUGCGCAGAUGGUGAUCAGAGACUUCUUGUCUACGAGUACAUGCCCUUGGGAUCUGUGGAAGACCAUUUACUAGAUCUUCCGGAAGGCCAGACGCCACUAGAUUGGUUCAAAAGAAUGAGAAUAGCUCUGGGAGCUGCCAAGGGACUAGAAUACUUGCAUGACGAGGCAAAUCCACCUGUUAUCUACCGCGAUUUAAAAUCUUCCAACAUUUUACUCGACGCUGAUUUCAAUGCAAAACUCUCUGAUUUCGGGUUAGCUAAGCUUGGACCUAUUGGAGACAAGACUCAUGUAUCUUCAAGAGUAAUGGGAACAUAUGGUUAUUGUGCCCCAGAGUACCAAAGAACAGGACAGCUCACGGUCAAGUCUGAUGUUUACAGUUUCGGAGUUGUUUUAUUGGAAUUGAUCACUGGAAGGAGAGCAGUUGACACCACACUAUCAACCAGGGAGCAAAAUCUAGUUGCUUGGGCACAACCAGUAUUCAAGGAUCCUAAUAGGUAUCCAGAACUUGCUGAUCCACUUCUUCAAGGAAACUUUCCUGUGAGAGCACUAAAUCAAGCCAUGGCAGUUGCAGCAAUGUGCCUCCACGAGGAAGCACCUGUUCGUCCCUUGAUAAGCGAUGUGGUCAGUGCUCUUAGUGUCCUCGGAACUGGUCCGGACACUGCUGCCUCGCCUAUAAGCAGCCUUCCCUCUCCAUCACCGGAUCAAACAAUGGUCAUAAACGAGGAUUCUCAGCUCGAAGACAGUGUAACCGAACGCCAACGCGCUGUGGCAGAAGCCAUGGAAUGGGGUUCGUGCUCAAGGCACAAUGGAGUGGCAGCAUCACGGUGUGGAAGUACUUCUUCCUUGUAAAACUACAAGUUGCAUGGUACAAUGUUGUUUCCACAGAGCAUUUAAUUUCUGUUGUAAAACAUAUCUUUACGAUUCGCUUGCUCAUGAAUUACUCAAAAUUUGUAUGAGCAAUGUCAGAUUGUAACAAUGUAUCGGGUUGUAAACGCGAUAAAAAAUCAAACGGAUUGAAUGAGAAGGAAAUUAUAUCGAGUGAGAAUUUUUCUUCAUCAA